This is a messenger RNA of Paraglomus occultum, 1410 nucleotides long. The record is from the annotation of a GenBank genome assembly. NCBI's taxonomy places the organism in Eukaryota, Fungi, Glomeromycota, Glomeromycetes, Paraglomerales, Paraglomeraceae.
AUGCCACAAGACUUUUUUAAUAGUCUGUCUCAAGACUUUAGUAAUCUUCUCGCAAAUGCAGACGAGUAUAAUGUAAUACUCGAAGUCGGAGAGGCACCAACAUCGAAAACCUUUCGUGCACACUCCUUAGUAUUGAGAGCGAGGAGUCCGUAUUUUCAUACUGCGUUGUCUAGUGAAUGGGCUAGGAAGGAAGGGGGGUCUACCGUUUUUAAGAAGCCGAACGUGUCACCUUUGGUAUUUGAAAUUAUUUUGAAAUACAUGUAUUCCGGGUCAAUUGCCCUAGAAGAAGUGGACGUGAAAGAAAUUAUCAAUCUUUUAAUCGCAACUGACGAAUUACUGUUGAAAGAACUAUUUGACUAUGUGGAAGAUUUUAUACUUGAGCAUGAACGAGAAUGGGUUGAGGCGCACGUCGUUUAUGUGCAUCGAUCAGUUUAUCAACACGAAUCGUGCAGUAAACUUCAAGAUUUCUGUCUCAAGACCAUCUGUAAGUCACCUCAUACGGUCUUUGAAUCCGAAGAGUUUUUCUCUUUUGAACAGAAUUUGUUAAUACCCAUUAUCGAGCGAAAUGAAUUGCAAAUGGAAGAAAUUGAUGUUUGGAACAAGAUGCUUCAAUGGGGAAUCGCACAAAGUGAAGGUCUACCGGAUAAUCUUGAUGAAUGGAGUGAAACCCAUUUCGCAACACUGGAAAGAAAUUUAAAACGGUUUCUCCCUUUGAUUCGAUUUACUCAAAUGUCGGGUCCCGAAUUUUACGAAAAUGUCUGGGCGUAUUAUUCGAUCUUACCAUGGGAAAUUCUGAAUGAAGCAAUGAGAUAUUACUGUACACGUACGAUGCCUGCCACAUGUAUUACUAUCCAUCAACCUCGACUGAUUUCCUUCGAUUCUGUUAUUAUCCAAAAUAACUACGUCGCCAAAAUUUGCGAUUGGAUUGAUCGUAACGACGGAAAACCAUACGCUUAUGAGGAGGUUCCAUAUAAAUUUAAACUGCUACUUCGUGGCUCUCGUGAUGGAUUUGAAGCAGAGACGUUUCACACCUUGUGCGAUGAUAAAGGUCCAACCAUAGUCGUUCUUCGAGUACGUGGAAGUGAAGAUAUUAUUGGAGGGUAUAAUCCUCUUACGUGGAAAACCGGCGAAGGAAAGAUGACUACACAGAACAGCUUCUUGUUUUCCUUUGGUAAUAAAGGAGUUAUUUCUGACGCCAAGUUAGCUAGAGUGGAUCGUCCUGAUUAUGCUAUUCGAUUGAAAGAUGUGAACCAUGGACCUUGCUUUGGUGAUAGAGAUCUGUGGAUGAAGAAUAAAUUUAAUGAGCAUCAGAAUUGUUCUUGUGAGAAGGACGAUUAUCAUGACAUUAUUUAUAGUAAUAGUAAGUUUAGUGUCGUUGAAUACGAAGUAUUUCUUAUUGUCAAGAAAUAA